This is a messenger RNA of Pogonomyrmex barbatus (red harvester ant), 3105 nucleotides long. RefSeq lists its product as uncharacterized. The record is from RefSeq and is a predicted model, not a curated record. NCBI's taxonomy places the organism in Eukaryota, Metazoa, Arthropoda, Insecta, Hymenoptera, Formicidae.
CUCUCGUAAAAAAUAUUACAAAAGGCCUUUACAAUACAGUCAUUCUGAAACACUAUUAACACAUUCUACUAUACCUUUACACAUACACAUAUACGCACACAUGGAAUCGUUUAUGUGUGCAAACCGGACGGGGCGUCUCGUAGCGAAACGGCCACCGGAUUCUUAAACCACAGUAUUUUGUCGUCGAGGGACGGGAAUUCAUAUAAGAAAGAACUCUGGAUUUUUGAUGGGAAGAACGACGAGUGGGGUGUAUUCGGAGUAUCGAACGCGACGCGAGGAUGAUGCUGAGAUGUCGAUGCAUCGUAACGUGUCUCGCUGAUUCAUCUAGAGAUCUCCACGACUGUGCAAACGGACUUCGGAACAAGUAUCUUGGCAGACGAUGUAGCGUUUUACUGCGGAAAACAUCGGCAUAGACCCAAGAUAAACGUGUGUGUGUGUGUGUGUGUGUGUGUGUGUGUGUGUGUGUGUGUGUGUUUGUGUACAUGCGAGUGCAUUCGUUAUAUCGUUUUUCGGAGAACUGCAAACUCCGGAGCAAUUUCAUUGCCAUUUAUCGUGCCAUAUAUUCUCUCGUCGUUCAUUAUUUACCAGCAACAGUGCUCUCUGAUGUGACCAGUCUCUCACAUGUCAGUUGGAAUUGAUAUAAUCCUUCUUAUACUAACUGUACACACAUAAACAUAAAUAAACUGAAUAAACAUGAGAAUCACAGCGUGUCAUUUUCGCCGCUGCAUAAUAGCAGGAUUAUCUGUUGCCCUUUUGUUUUGUGUCGUUCAAGUAAUUCGAAUAGAACUAGGAUUUAAUGAACCUGAUAUGUCAAAUCUAAACAAAUUAAUAUACAUAUCACAAUUAAUCAAAGAAUCAGAACAGUCUUAUGUGAGAGAAGGUGUUGCGUGCAAAUUACCUCAGUUAAAUAUCUCUAGUCCAGAAAUAAUGAAGUUCAUACAUGAUGUACCACCCUUAUCUUGUGGACCAGAAGAUUGGGUUAUAGUGGAAGGUUCAAGACUUGUUAUCACCAAUAAAGCAAAGACGAAAUAUGGACAAAUAAUAUGCAUCUUUAGUGAAAUUAUCAGAACAGAUGACUACAAUACAAAAUUAUUAGACGGUAUUGAGGCUGACGAUUUUUACAUUUUGAGAGAGAACGAUUUCGCAGACGUUAGAUGCAAGUCGAAAAGUGGAGACGUGUGGCACAGUAUACUCGCUGGCGUAAAACAUGAUCCGUAUAUUAAACAACAGCACAAUUGGGACAACGUGCCGAACACAGGUCUCAAAUUAAAUGUGCUCAUGUUUGGUUUCGACUCGCUGUCGCGAAACACGUUUAUUCGCAAAUUGCCUAAGAGUUAUUAUUUCAUAAAACAACAACUAAAUGCUCUGGUACUAGAGGGAUACAACAUCGUGGGUGAUGGCACACCGCAAGCGCUUAUCCCGAUUUUAACUGGCAAGAUUGAACUCGAAUUACCGGAAACGCGGAAACGAAUUCAGAAAGCGAAUUACGUUAACGUGUAUCCUAUGAUAUGGAAUAAAUACGAAGAGCAUGGAUAUAUAACAGGUUUUAUGGAAGAUGUCCCACAUAUCGGGACGUUUACUUAUCGCUUGAAAGGAUUUGAUAAGCAACCGACCCAUCACUACAUGCGCACUUAUUAUCUUGCCGCUUUUUCAUACUUCAACACUUAUAAUAAAUUUUGCAUAGCUGGAACUCCACGUCACAUGGUGAUGAUGAAUUACAUAAAAACGAUAUUUAAUACGUACAAAAAACAGCCAAAAUUUGUAUUUGGCUUUCAUGGAGAACUUUCUCACGACUCUUAUAAUGAUAUCGGAGUAGUGGACGACGACCUGUAUUCCUGGGUGAAAGAUCUUUACGAUUUUGGACACUUAAACAACACCAUUUUAAUUCUGAUGAGCGAUCACGGACACAGAUUUGCAGAUAUCCGUAACACUUUACAAGGCAAGCAGGAGGAAAGAUUGCCAUUUUUUUCCUUUAUAUUUCCGCCUUGGUUUAAGCAAGUCCACCCACAAGCGUACGCAAACUUUGUGUACAACACACAAUAUUUAACCUCACCGUUUGAUAUACAUAAGACGUUGGAAAAUAUUCUUAACUUUGACACUCCAAAAGAUGGAGAUCGUCAUCAAAGGGCCAUUAGCUUGUUUGAUAAGAUUCCUCUAGAUAGAACAUGCGCGGAUGCGUUCAUAGAGCCUCAUUGGUGUGCUUGUCUCGGUUGGAAAGAAGUCUCAAUUGACGACACAAAUGUUGUGGCUGCUGCCAAUUACUUUGUUCAAUUUCUUAAUGGUUACACCGAAGAUCAUCAUAACAUAUGCGCGAUUUUACAUUUGGAUGAGAUUUUAUGGGCUGCUAAACUCAUACCUACUAAAGGCUUGCUUAAUUUCCAAAAAUCUGGAGAUCAGGACGGUUUUAUAGGUGAUUUCAGUGCCAAAACCAAAGUGACGGCUGACAUUUAUCAAUUAAAAGUGAGAACGGUGCCGGGUGAUGCGUUAUUCGAAGUUAGCAUCACUCAGGAUCUUACGAAGAAUACUUUCUAUACGAAGAUCUCCGAUGUUAGCAGAAUAAAUAUGUAUGGAUCUCAGGCAAGAUGUGUGGAAAAUUCGCUGUUUCAUUUACGCAAAUAUUGUUAUUGCAAGGGAUAAGUGAUACUAAAAAUAUGAUAGCUUUCAUAUUGUAUAUAUAAGCAUGCAUCAAGACAUCAAAGGAAGUUUUGAUCUUAGCGUGAGGAAUGUUGUUUAACUUUAAACAAAAGUGCUGUGAUUCAUAUUAUUUUUAUUUCUUACACAUACUAGACUGGUUUAUUUUUAAUUAAAAUUAUUAAUUAUUUACUGCCGAAGAUAAUUUUUAAUUAGAAAUAUCAAUAGUACAUAUCAUUCCUAAGAAAAUUCUCAUAUUUAUUACAGACGACAACGAUACAAUCUAUGAUAAACACAUAAAAUAUUUUUAUAUGUUUGAAAGAUUCAUUGAUUAUUUUUGCUUUAUAAUAUCGUUAUUAUAAUAUCAUUCGAGACUAUUAUCCAUAAUGACAAUGUAUAUAUACACAGAGCGUCUUCGGAUUUUUCAAACUUUAACUUAACGAUAUGUUUUAUGAAUUGAAAUAAGAAAAAAAA